This is a messenger RNA of Rhinichthys klamathensis goyatoka, 2606 nucleotides long. Its product is annotated as protocadherin beta-16. The record is from RefSeq and is a predicted model, not a curated record. Gene Ontology annotation, biological process: homophilic cell-cell adhesion. NCBI's taxonomy places the organism in Eukaryota, Metazoa, Chordata, Actinopteri, Cypriniformes, Leuciscidae. Gene Ontology annotation, cellular component: plasma membrane. Bases 126 to 2606 code for a protein of 826 amino acids. Gene Ontology annotation, molecular function: calcium ion binding. The transcript has a single exon.
UCUACAGCUAUAGUGGGUGAUCAUCUCUCCUUCCUCUCUUUGUACGCCUCUUUGUUCCUCUGCGUCCUUCAUUUACAAUUUCGUUUACGUGGUUGGAUUAUACUGGACUUGUAUAUUGAAUAAAAAUGGCACCGUGUAUGGACACACAAAAAUGGAAAAGGUACGUUUUGUUAUUCCAGAUCAUCUUUUCCGUAUUGAACUCGGGAUUUGCUGUUACUCACUACUCUAUUCCCGAGGAAAUGGAGGUAGGAUCUGUUGUUGCAAAUUUAGCCGCUGAUCUUGAUUUGGAUGUACAGAGUCUGACAAAACGCAAGAUGCGCUUAGAUGUGAUAGCAAAUAAAAAAUAUCUGGAUAUAAAUAAAGAAACAGGAGAGCUGUUUAUCGUCGAAAGAAUAGACAGAGAAUAUCUCUGCCCUUCCAAAACGACAAAUUCUUGUUUUCUGAAGCUCGAUGCUACAAUCGAAAACCCAAUUAGAAUGUUUAACAUUGAAUUAGAAAUAUUAGAUAUCAACGACAAUGCACCCCACUUUCGACGAGAUGUCAUGCAUUUAGACAUUUCAGAAUCGACACCAGCCGGAGAGCGUUUCUCACUCAACAAUGCAGUGGACGCCGACAUUGGGUCUAAUUCAAUUAAGACUUACUAUCUUAGUGAAAGCGAGCAUUUUACUAUAGAAAUACAGUCUGGUAGAGAUGGGUCUAAACUAGCUGAUUUAGUGCUGAAAAAGGCAUUAGAUCGCGAAGAGAAAGCAGUUCAUAAUCUGAUCCUCACUGCUGUGGAUGGAGGAGUCCCCGCGCGCUCUGGUACAGCUAACAUUAUUGUCCAAGUGUUGGACACAAACGACAACGCCCCUCAAUUCGAUAAAGACAGUUAUACUGUGCAUUUAAGUGAAAAUUAUCCAAUAGAAAGUCUUGUUGUUAAGCUCAACGCAACAGAUUUAGAUGAAGGGCAAAAUUCUGAAAUAAUAUACACAUUUAGUUUAUAUACAUCUGAGAAAACACAAGAUACGUUUAAAUUGAAUUCAGAAACGGGUGAAAUUCGAGUUAAAGAGAUGAUUAAUUAUGAAGAUUUCAAAAUAUAUGAUAUGGAGAUAAUAGCCACCGAUAAAGGAUCUAAUAGUCUCUCUGGAAAAUGUAAACUAACCAUUUUGAUCACAGAUAUGAACGAUAAUCACCCUGAAAUUUCGAUUAGGUCAUUUCAGAGUCCAGUUAAAGAAGAUGUACCUGUAAAUACAGUAAUUGCAGUUGUUAGUGUGAGUGAUAAAGACUCAGGAGAAAAUGGACAGGUAGAUAUUCAUAUUUCUGAUGAUUUACCUUUUGCUCUCAAAGAAUCAUCUGAUAAUUAUUAUGAAUUAUUAAUUUCAGAACCGUUAGACCGUGAAAAGGUUGCAGAAUAUGACAUCACUCUUACCGUCACUGACAGGGGCAACCCGCCGUUAUCUGAUAAUGAAACUAUAACUUUAGAGCUACUGGACGUUAAUGACAAUGUUCCUCAGUUCCCGCAGACAUUCUACACGAUACCUGUUAUGGAGAAUAACGCGCCUGGAGCUUCACUGAGCUCUUUAACUGCUGUAGACCCAGAUCUACAUGAAAAUCAGUAUCUAGUUUAUUUUAUAAUAGAGAAGGAAAUAGUGAACACCUCCAUGUCCAUGCUGUUCUCCAUUAACCCAGAGAACGGUAAUCUUUACGCGCUAAAGACCUUUGACUAUGAGAUGGAGAAGGAGUUUCUUUUCCACAUCGAGGCCAGAGACUCUGGUGUUCCUCCGCUCAGCAGUAACGUGACCGUUCACAUUAUUAUCAUGGAUCAGAACGACAACACACCGCUUAUAGUGUCUCCAUGGCGCGCGCACGGCUCGGAGGUGAAGGAAAAGAUCCCGAGAUCCACAGAUAAAGGAACUCUGAUAGCCAAAGUCAUCGCCAUAGACUCUGACUCAGUGCACAACUCUCGAAUCACGUACCAGUUCCUCCAGAACACCGACGCCACGUUGUUCAGCUUGGAUCAAUACAACGGAGAGAUCCGGACCAUGAGAAUGUUCAGUUACAGAGACUCGCGAGACCAGCGGCUGGUGGUGAUCGCCAAAGACAACGGAGAGCCCGCGCUCUCUGCUACAGUCACCAUCAAACUGUCCACGGUGGAGACCGCCCUCAAAACCUAUACUGAGGUGCCUUUGGAAUAUGACAUCUUCUCAGAUCUAAACCUGUAUCUGGUGAUCGGCCUGGGCUCUGUCUCAUUUCUUUUACUCAUCACUAUACUGGUGACCAUCGUGCUGAAGUGUCAGAAAGCGAAGCCCAGCAAAGCGGCUCCUCCGUGCAGGAACAGUGUGAUCAGCGAGAGGAACUCGACCAUCGCGGAUUCCACUCUGGUCUCCAACGAUGCCUACUGGUACAGUUUAUUUCUAGCAGAGACGAGGAAAGGAAAGCUGGUGGUCAGACAGCCUGCGCCAAAGGGAGCGAGAUACAUCGUGUCCAGUUUACCGAGGAGCACAGGAGUGACCGAGACCAGCGACUCAGCCGCAUCUACUCUACAGGUAAGAUCACAUAUUAUAGCUUAUUUUUUAUACACUUUUUUCACAUGCAUUAUUACUUAUGAAGCACAAAUUCUGAGGUAA